This is a messenger RNA of Argentina anserina (silverweed cinquefoil), 1245 nucleotides long. RefSeq lists its product as uncharacterized. The transcript is spliced from 3 exons. Lineage: Eukaryota; Viridiplantae; Streptophyta; Magnoliopsida; Rosales; Rosaceae. The record is from RefSeq and is a predicted model, not a curated record. Gene Ontology annotation, molecular function: protein dimerization activity. Bases 1 to 1245 code for a protein of 414 amino acids.
AUGGCAAGCAAAGCGAGGAGUAAGAUUCGUGAAGAUAUUGGGGAUUCAAAGUUCUGCAUUAUUGUUGAUGAAGCUUGUGAUGAGUCUAAAAGAGAACAAAUGGUUCUUUUUUUAAGAUUUAUUAAUAGAGAAGGGUAUGAUGGAGCUAGAAAUAUGCGUGGAAAGUGGAAACGGCUGCAAGCUUUAUUUCUUAAUGAUUGUCCAUAUGCGUACUAUGUGCAUUAUUUUGCUCAUAGGUUACAAUUGGCCCUAGUUGCUGCAUCUCGCGAGGUAAUUCAUAUCCAUCAAUUUUUCUCUCAUUUGAGCUCUAUUAUCAAUGUUGUUGCAUCUUCUUGUAAACGCCAUGAUCAAUUACAAGAUGCUCAAGUAGAUGAACUUGCUCAUUUGUUAUCUAUUGAUGAACUUGAAAGUGGAAAGGGGGCAAAUCAGGAGAUUAUGGGUAUCACAAAUGCUCGUUGCCAAGCCUUGCAACAAAAGAAUCAAGACAUAUCAAAUGCUAUGCAUUUGGUUUUUUAUACAAAGAAAAUGAUUCAAAAUCUUAGAGAAGAUGGUUGGGUCACUUUUCUUGACCAGGUUGUUUCAUUCUCUAAUAAAUUUGAAGUUGAUGUUCUUGACUUGGAUGCUCCUUAUUUUGAAGGUCAGAGUCGUCGUCGAAAGAGAGAUAUUACAUUGGAGCACCAUUUUCACUUUGAUAUAUUUGUUGCUGCAAUAGAUGCUCAAUUACAGGAACUUGAUUGCAGGUUUGGUGAAUCUGCUUUGGAGCUUUUAACUCUUAGUAGUGGUUUGGAUCCAAGAAAUUCAUACAACUCAUUCAAUAUUGAUGUCAUUUGUUUACUUGUGGAGAAAUAUUACCCAUUUGAUUUUACAGAACAAGAGAAGAUUGACUUGAGAUAUCAAUUGAGCUCUUUUAAGAUCGAUGUGCACAAUCAUCCUGUCCUACAAUCAUUGUCAUCUAUUCCAGAGUUAUGUAGAAAGUUGGAUGAGACAAAGAGGGCAAGCAAGUAUUAUCUAUUUGAUAGAUUAAUUCGCCUUGUUUUGACUCUUCCAGUAUCUACAACUACUGGUGAAAGGGCAUUUUCAACAAUGAAAAUCAUUAAAACAAGGCUGAGGAACAAAAUGGAAGAUGAUUUUUUGGCAGAUAACUUGGUUGUUUACAUUGAAAGGGAAAUUGUUAAGACAUUUACCUCAAAUUGCAUUCCAGAUGAAUUUACUUCCAUGAAAGAAUAUAGAGUACUAUUUAAAUAG